Suillus subaureus is the source of this 1614-nucleotide messenger RNA. RefSeq names its product kinase-like domain-containing protein. The record is from RefSeq and is a predicted model, not a curated record. NCBI's taxonomy places the organism in Eukaryota, Fungi, Basidiomycota, Agaricomycetes, Boletales, Suillaceae. The coding region runs from base 1 to 1614 and encodes 537 amino acids. Gene Ontology annotation, biological process: endocytosis; signal transduction; peptidyl-serine phosphorylation. Gene Ontology annotation, molecular function: protein serine/threonine kinase activity; ATP binding. Gene Ontology annotation, cellular component: nucleus; cytoplasm. The transcript has 8 exons.
AUGACGACCCCUCACGUUAUAGCCUCGUCUUCGGGGCACCACUCUCAAACUGCCACUUCAAAUGGUAUCGUCGGAAACCACUUUCGUGUCGGCAAGAAGAUUGGCGAAGGUUCAUUCGGGGUUGUAUUUGAAGGCACCAAGCUUCUUACAAGCCAACCCGUCGCCAUCAAAUUUGAACCUCGAAAGUCCGAUGCUCCUCAGUUACGGGAUGAAUUUCGAUCAUACAGAACACUGAAUGGUACAGUGGGGGUUCCUCAAGUACACCACUUUGGGCAGGAGGGACUCCACAAUGUCCUAGUAAUUGACCUUCUAGGCCCCAAUUUAGAGGAUCUCUUCGAUAUGUGUGGCCGGAAGUUUACCAUUAAGACUGUAUGUAUGUCCGCAAAGCAGAUGAUAUCUCGCAUUCAGUCCGUCCACGACAAGUCGCUCAUUUACCGUGAUAUCAAGCCUGACAAUUUUCUCGUCGGAGUCCCCGGAACAAAAACCUCCAACACCAUCCAUAUCAUUGAUUUUGGCAUGGCGAAGCACUACCGAGAUCCUAAGACGAAAGUCCACAUUCCUUAUCGUGAGCGCAAGUCCCUCUCAGGCACCGCCCGGUAUAUGUCGAUCAACACGCAUCUUGGCCGUGAGCAAUCGCGCCGGGAUGACCUGGAAUCGCUAGGUCACGUAUUCAUGUACUUCUUGCGUGGCGGCCUUCCCUGGCAAGGUCUUAGGGCCGCAACCAAUAAGCAGAAGUAUGAGAAGAUCGGUGAAAAGAAGCAGACUACACCGAUUGCGGAGUUGUGCGAGGGUUUCCCCGAGGAGUUCGCGAUCUACAUGAACUACGUCCGCAAACUCGGGUUUGAGGAAACUCCCGACUACGAUUUUCUCCGAGAACUCUUUACCAAAGUGUUGAAGAAUAUCGGCGAGCAGGACGAUGGCAUCUUUGACUGGAUGUUGAUCAACAAUGGCAAAGGUUGGGAGGCCAGCAAUACACCCGCAUCACUACUAGCACAGGCUCAUGCUACUGUUAAUGCACCUCAUACUCCUCGUCAUCGUGAGACCAGUCGUCGCCCGCGGGCACAACUUACAGAUGGUUCAGCGCCUUCUACUCCUCUCGUCCUCGCGCCCACUCCCGCUCACAUCAAGAACAGCACUAGACGUCCAGGCACACGAGAAGGACAUGGUAGUCGAGACCCUGGCGCUCGUGCUGAUAUCAGUGUACAGCCCAUCGCUCCUGUUAGCAGGCGCGCGAGUCAGACACCCCGAGAGAGUUCGGGACUCGCACCUCCUCACCCUUACGCCACAGCGCCUACUUCCUCGGGGUACCGGGCGAGUAACGGUUACGGCAGGCAUUCACCAGUUACUCAUGCUGCAAAUGUGACCAACGGCAAUAAUCUCGUUGGGCGCAACGACGCUUCAGAUUCGUUCCUCUAUGGCGCGCAGGUCCACGCUGCCAAAAACCCGACCAACUCGCGAGAGGACACAACCGCAGGAACCCUGGCCCGCGAUGCUGGGCAGAUGCGUGGAAUGACUGCGUUUGAGACCCAAAGGCAUGGUGUUGAUGAUGUGGAUGAUGACAGACAUCCUAAGCGGAAGGGCUUCUUCUCCGGCCUGUUUUGCUGCCGGGCAUAG